AUGAACUUCAACACAAAUGCCCAUUGCAGCAGUCACACCAGCAAAGAAAACAUUCUACAUUCAAGCCAAACGGAUGCAGUUCAUUUCCAGCGAGGCAAGCAGCGGACCGUCCUCGGUGUGUUGUCAGAAAAUGAGCAGCAUGGUCUAUCCUACAGCCAGGGAAGUCAAUUUUCCAAAAAAAGUUCAAUCUCAGACAGCUCCCAGCUCGCCUUCCUUGGCCAUCUAUCCAGUUCCAGCUUUGAUGUUUAUGUUGAGGAGGCUUGUGAAGUUGUUCUUGCUCCUUCUGGUCAAGAAGUUGUCUCAGAGAGCUAUAACCUGGAGGCCGAAACUAAUGCUGAUUUAAGAUUCUUGAUGGAAUUGAGUAUAAGUUCAGGCCAUGAUGCAUCUAUGCAGUCUGAACCAGAUGAAUCACUGAUGUCAAAGGAAGUGAUGUGUGUUUCUGACUAUGCAGAAGACAUUCACCUGUACUUGAGGGAGAGUGAAAGAAAGUCCAGGCCAAGUCCAGACUACUUAGAGAAACAUCCAGAGAUCACCAAUGGCAUGCGAGUGAUCCUGGUGGACUGGCUGGUUGAAGUCGUACAGGAAUACAGGCUUCGCUCUGAAACUCUGCACCUUGCUGUCAACUAUUUGGACCGCUUUCUGUCUUACACUGCAUCCGUGAAACGCAGCAAGCUGCAGCUGGUCGGCACAGCUGCGUUAAUGAUUGCUGCAAAAUAUGAAGAGAUCUGCCCCCCUGAGCUGAACGAGUUUGUGUACACCACAGACAGCACCUACACCAGCAAACAGCUGGUCUCUAUGGAGCAUGUUUUCCUUAAAGUGUUGUCGUUUAGGAUGGCAGCGCCCACAACAAACCAGUUCCUUCGCCUCUUCAUGUCCAUCCACUCUGUCUGCACCAUCACAGAAAACCUUUCCCAGUAUGUAGCAGAGUUAAGCCUGCUGGAAAUUGAUCCAUUCCUACAGUACACCCCAUCUCUAGUAGCAGCUGGAGCAUACUGCCUAGCUUCUUACAUUGUAAACAAAUCUCUCUGGCCCGAAUCCUUACAUGCCUUUACUGGUUAUACCACUGCGAAAAUUGUGCCUUGCAUGACUGCCCUCCACAAGCUGUACAUCAGUGCAGAGAGUCGUCCUCAACAGGCCAUCAGGGAAAAGUAUAAGACUUCAAAGUAUUUUCGUGUUUCAUUGAUCGCUGCACCUGCUGCUCUGACUUGUAUGAGUAACUGCCCCACCCUUCUUGGAGCUUCUGCCAAAACAUAA
Eleginops maclovinus (Patagonian blennie) is the source of this 1254-nucleotide messenger RNA. It is a transcript of the gene ccna1, whose product is annotated as cyclin A1. Gene Ontology annotation, biological process: regulation of cyclin-dependent protein serine/threonine kinase activity; mitotic cell cycle phase transition. Bases 1 to 1254 code for a protein of 417 amino acids. The record is from RefSeq and is a predicted model, not a curated record. NCBI's taxonomy places the organism in Eukaryota, Metazoa, Chordata, Actinopteri, Perciformes, Eleginopidae. Gene Ontology annotation, cellular component: nucleus; cyclin A2-CDK2 complex; cytoplasm. The transcript is spliced from 8 exons. Gene Ontology annotation, molecular function: cyclin-dependent protein serine/threonine kinase regulator activity.